UCUUAUGCUCCAAACAAUACAGUUCCCAGCACUUGGAUCCAAUUUGGACGCCAGCUUGGCCGACGUUUAUUGAAAUACAUUCUCGCUGAAAAAGAUGCAGAAAACGGGAGAAAUUAUUUAUAAGAUCAUGGACAUUUAUUCAACAUCGGGAAAAAUUCAGUCUGAGUUGGAGCAGUUUUCAAUAGAAAUUCUACUAAGACGGAUACCCAAAUCUAUUUUUGGACUUUUUACAAUAGACAGUUCCCAUGUUGCCACGAUUGUGCGAUCAACAAUAACAUAUGUAAUUAUUCUUGUACAGUUUAAUUAUAACCUUCAUACCCAAUAUGAUGAGGAUAUUUUUCCAGACAAGUAUCAUUUAUAAUGUACUCAAUUCUCUGAUGACGAGGUUGUACUUCAAAACACAAAGUCAAGAGAUGAUUAAUGCUUUUUCAGCGCAUAUUUUUUUUCAUUCGAUUGGAUAAUUAUUUUCAAUAAAAAAUGUUCACAUCAGUUGUUAUUUAAAAAUUUGACAAAAU
This is a messenger RNA of Cotesia glomerata, 515 nucleotides long. Its product is annotated as putative gustatory receptor 28b. The record is from RefSeq and is a predicted model, not a curated record. NCBI's taxonomy places the organism in Eukaryota, Metazoa, Arthropoda, Insecta, Hymenoptera, Braconidae. Bases 95 to 361 code for a protein of 88 amino acids. Gene Ontology annotation, biological process: sensory perception of taste. Gene Ontology annotation, cellular component: membrane. The transcript has 5 exons.